Messenger RNA from Phyllostomus discolor (pale spear-nosed bat), 1837 nucleotides. Its product is annotated as protein transport protein Sec31A-like. The transcript is spliced from 6 exons. Gene Ontology annotation, molecular function: protein binding; structural molecule activity. Lineage: Eukaryota; Metazoa; Chordata; Mammalia; Chiroptera; Phyllostomidae. Gene Ontology annotation, biological process: intracellular protein transport; COPII-coated vesicle cargo loading; endoplasmic reticulum to Golgi vesicle-mediated transport. Gene Ontology annotation, cellular component: COPII vesicle coat; endoplasmic reticulum exit site. Bases 913 to 1512 code for a protein of 199 amino acids. The record is from RefSeq and is a predicted model, not a curated record.
AGAAGAAAACCAUAGACUGAAUCUCACUUUUGUGACUCUAGCUGCAAAACUGUUUUAAACAAAUGGAAUCCAGCAUCACAUCAGUAAAAUAAUGCAUCAUGAUCAAGAGAAGUUUAUUCACUUAGAAAUAUUUUUCCUGCCGUAUUACUCAUUUACUUUAACAUCCACAUAUGCAGUGAUUUGAAUUGGUAAAGUACUGUGGUUAUUAGAUUAACAGCUUAAUUUAAAUAUUCAGAUAACAAUGUAUGAAAACAUCAUUACCAGUAAGGAUUUUGACUAGUAAAUUGACAUGGAAUGCUAUGUGAAGUUGGUGCCAUUUCAGAAUGUGUCACAUAGUAAUCUUAUACCAUAAUUUGCAUAAAAUUAAUAGAAAUUCAUUUUGAGAUGUUAGUAUAUAAUGUACUAUACAUUACUGUGGUAUACAUGUUGUAGAUAUAUUUAGGUAUUUGGUCACAUGGUUUCACAAUAUGUUACAAUACUUCAGGCUCUAGGACCCAAGGGGAAAAAGAGAGAGAGAGAAGUUUAUUCAGGGUAUGAGAUAAUGGAGCCUUAGGAAAUUUAUUAGUAUAAUUUGUUUUAUUGAUAGGCUUAAAGAGAAAAAUCAUAUGGUUAUCUCCAAUUACCUAAUGAAAAGCAUUUGACAAAAUUCAACAGCCAGUCUUUAUAAAUAGCAUUCAGUAAAAGAGUAGUCAAUGGCUGUUUCCUUAUAUUAUAUAUACUUAAUGUGUACACAUAUGUAUAUAUCUCAAAUCCCAAUAUCAUGCUCAGUGGUGAUACAGUAGGCUUUCCCUCUGAAAAGAGAACAGGACAAGAAAUCUCACUGUGAUCGCUAUUGCUUAAUAUACUACUUCAGAUACUAGCCAACUGGGACAAGCGAAAUUAGAGGAAUAACCAUUUGAAACAGAGAGCAGGAUGAAGUUAAAGGAAGUAGAUCAUACAGCUAUGCAGGCAUGGAGCCCUGCUCAGAAUCAUUCCAUUUACCUAGCUACAGGAACAUCUGCUCAGCAAUUGGACGCAACAUUUAGUACUAAUGCUUCCCUUGAGAUAUUUGAAUUAGACCUUUCUGAUCCGUCCUUGGAUAUGAAAUCUUGUGCCACUUUCUCUUCUUCUCACAGGUACCACAAGUUGAUAUGGGGGCCUCAUAAGAUGGAUUCCAGAGGCAAUAUCUGUGGAGUUCUGAUUGUGGGUGGUGAAAAUGGAAAUAUUAUUCUUUAUGAUCCUUCUAAAAUUAUAGCUGGAGAGAAGGAAGUUGUGAUUGCCCAAAAUGACAAGCAUACUGGCCCAGUGAGAGCCUUGGAUGUAAACAUUUUUCAGACUAAUCUGGUGGCCUCUGGUGCUAAUGAGUCUGAAAUUUACAUUUGGGAUCUAAACAACUUUGCAACUCCAAUGACACCAGGAGCCAAAACACAGCCCCCAGAAGAUAUCAGCUGCAUUGCAUGGAACAGACAAGUCCAGCACAUUUUAGCAUCAGCCAGUCCCAGUGGCCGGGCCACUGUAUGGGAUCUUAGAUAAAAUGAACCUAUCAUCAAAGUUAGUGACCAUAAUAACAGGGUAAGUGUAUGAUUGAUUUGUGAUGAAUAUUUUGUAGGUAAUCCUAUUCUUCUGUAGGUAAUCCUAUAUCGUUUGUCAGAGCUGGCAACAAAUCAAAUUUCUGUAAAGUCAAAGCCUGUAUUUUUGUGGACCAGUCAUGUUGGAACAAUAAGACUUUUCCUUAGGGAAAAUAAAGUUCUCAGUAAACCAUGUUAGAUAUUAUUAAUGAUGAAGAGAGAGAGAUUGGGUCCUUAAUCCAUGAUAUUCUGCUUGUUCUGCUAGCUGUUCCAAAGCAUUACAACAACUU